Messenger RNA from Oncorhynchus tshawytscha (Chinook salmon), 4220 nucleotides. RefSeq names its product transmembrane protein 263. The coding region runs from base 206 to 604 and encodes 132 amino acids. Lineage: Eukaryota; Metazoa; Chordata; Actinopteri; Salmoniformes; Salmonidae. The record is from RefSeq and is a predicted model, not a curated record. The transcript is spliced from 3 exons.
AUUCCGUAAACAUCCCAAGCGUCACUUCCGGUUACAUUUUGACAGCAAAACACUGCACAUUUUAGCUAAACGAAGCUCUGAUCCUCGUUAUAUGUUUAUUUUAACACGUUUUGUGUUUUAUGCUCCACAUUUAUUAGACCAUUUUACUUGUGUGGCGGAAUUGACAGUGUUCAGAAAGAGAUCAGUCUUCUGCUUCUAGCAAAAGAUGAAAGUUCCUAGUAAUGAAAAUGAGGUGGUGGAGGAAGCCAGUAGCAGUUCAUCAUCAGUAGACAACUCCAACAACGAAGAGAUUCCUCCUUAUCUACGUGAAGAACCUCCUGAAGACGGAGAGAAGGACCACCCUAAGACCGAGGCGGGGGUCAUCUGGAGGGUGACCGGCGGUCUCUUCAACAUGACCAAAGGGGCGGUCGGAGCGACAUGGGGAGGCGUGGCCUGGGUCGGCUGUAAGAGCUAUGACAUCACCAAGACGGUGGUGACCAGCGUGCCGGCCGCCGGCGUGGGAUUGGUCAAGGGCAGCGUUUCCAUGGUGACGGGGGGAGUGGGGGCGGUAGGGUCUGCUGUAGCCAGUAAAGUUACUCCAAAGAAAAAGGACAAGUCUGAUUAGACCUAGACCCAACUACAACCGCAUUGCUACAGUAUAGUUUAUAAAUGUCUCUCUGCUGUGUUUAGGUUCCAUCUGGUUACUAUGGGGAACCAUUCAGAGUUGAAAAAAGGCACAAGUAACUCAGAUUUGCGUGUAAAUCAUUCGUUGACGUCAAUGGGCGAUUUGCACGGAAAUCUGAGUUAAGGUUGCGGAUCUCAAGUCAGAAUACUGCCCUAAUGAAGCAUUACAGAGGGGGAUUAUGGGAAUGUUGAUUUGUUAGGAUAGAGGAAUUGACCAGAAUGUUGAACUUACUGCCGAGGUACUCUUGAGAGGGAUCUCAUGUCUUUUUGGUUAAUCUGGGUCUGGGUGGGGAAGGGCAUGAUAAUAUGAAGACAAUCCACAAUCCACAACAAUUUGGUAGCGAUUCAGCAAGGACACAUCUACUCAUUUCUCAAAAGCUUGAGGUUAUUUAAAUUCUUCCAGUUUUACUAUGAAAAGGUAUCUUUACAUUGACAAGUAUUAAAACAAAGGUACUUUACACAACUUAAUUUCAUCAGUUUGACAUCAGUGAUUGGGGAAUACACACCAAACAAUGUGUGUAUGUGAAUAUGCUACAACAUGAACCAUGUCUACACUGUAUUUCUGAUCAAUUUGAUGUUAUUUUAAUGGAGAAAAAAUUAGCUUUUCUUUCAAAAACAAGGACAUUUCUAAGUGACCCCAAACUUUUGAACGGUAGUGUAUGUGUUGUAAAAUAUAUAUGUGAAAAAUAGGCAUAUGAUUCCUAUUGAUGCAGAACCUUGCAGUCUUGCAGUAAAUAUUUUCAUUGUAAUGUAGGUGUUUUUAGAUUAAUGCUUGAUGAGUUGGACAUGUGGUCAACAAAGCGUGUUAUUGCAUAGAAACGGACAGAAGAAGUCAUGGAAAUGACAUUUUUACGUACAUGUUACAUAUCCCAGCAGAUGUCCUGAGCUGUUUAAAUAAAUAAAACACCAUUUCACCAACAAAGAAACACGCACAUUCAAAAAUAUAUAUAUUUAACCUGGCAAUUCAGUUAAGAACAAAUUCUUAUUUACAAUGACAGCCUACCCCAGCCAAACCUGGACGACGCUGGGCCAAUUGUGCGCCGCCCUAUGGGACUCCCAUUCACGGCCGGUUGUGAUACUGCCUGGAAUCGAACCAGGGUCUGUAGUGACGCCUCUAGCACUGCCAUGCAGUGCCUUAAACCGCUGCGCCACUCGGGAGGCCUUAAAGUUAAGAGAUGGCUGAGUUAUUGAUAAACAGGAAAUCCGUGGCCAUUUAAAUAUUUUAUAAAUCCGCUCCACAAUGGCCUAUCAAAGACAUUACUAUGAUGAACCUUGUUAAGUUUCAAGCAUCAUAGUUCAUGCUUACAUCUCAAAUGGCACCCUAUUCCCUUUAUAGUGCACUACAUUUGACCAGCACCCAUAAGGCUGUAAUCCAAAGUAUUGCACUGUACAGUACAGGGAGUAAUGUGCUAUUUGGCACAUAACCCAUUUCAUUCACUUAUAUGUACUUUACUCAAAUGUAUGUUUAUGUUCCUUCAUUUGCAUUAGAUCAGGGACCGCGGCCCAUUCAUUUCCAGAAACGGAAAAAUUUAUAAAUAAUAACGCAUUUAAAAAAUGUGAACUAAUUUGGGGUCUCAACUUAUAGUAGAAUAGUAGAAGACACAUGGUGCAUUUUUUACAUGUGCUUUUGCAUCAGCAGUUUUUGUCUUAGGUCAGUCACUGACAGUCACUGAAUUAGCCCAUGUCAAUUUACAUUUUUUUAGAUUUGUAAAUUAGUCUAUCCAGCUAUCUAAACUUGUAGUAAUCAUGGUCAAAUUACAGACUGAGGGUGCCCAUGGAUAUUAACCAAAUUUGUAGAAUUGCAGGAAAUUACAAAUUACAAACUGCAAAUCUUUCUCUCCGCCCCACAGCAAAAUGAGUAGAAUUGCAUGGAAUUAGUUAUAAAAUUGCUAAAUGUUCUCUACUCCACAUGGCAAGAAGUAGAAUUGCAUCAAACUUAUUUUAAAAGUGCAACAUUUUCUCUAUAUAUUGUAUUGUAUAAUUGCAGGAAAUUAACAAUAAAAAAGAUCUAUAUAGAUUAUCUCCACUGUCAAGAGGAGGGCCACUAACAACAAAAUGUAGCUCUGACUACAUGUGUGGGUAUGAAUGUGGGUACGCAGACCCGCUAGCCACUGCAGCUUUCAGAUUUGUUGUGGCCCCCACCCCCAUUAAAGGUGCCCAUCCCUGCAUUACAUUUAUAAAUACUGAUAGAUAGUUGACAGUGACAUUCCCAGAGUAGGAGGGACAGUUGAAAACAAACAUGCUUUUUCUUUGUAUGCUUUCCAAUCACUUCUAGCCUUGGUCCCAGUCUGUUGGAGUUCACAAGAUGAUAUAAACGGAUCUGGGAUUAGCUAAUUCACUUCCACAUUGUUACGUGUAAUCCUGAAUUACUGUCCAUUCUGAUCAGAGAAUAAAAGUACAUGACCAAUUUCUUCCCACUGGACAAAUACUGGUUGAAUCAACGUUGUUUCCACAUUUCAACCAAAUAACUCAAUGUGAUGACGUUAUCAACACAGAAAACUGAUUGGAUUUGAAAAAAGUCAUCAACGUAAAGGUCAUUUCGUUUUUUUUUUCCCCACACGACUUUUAACCUAAAUCAAAUGACAUCGUGAAAUGUUUUGUUAAUUUCACAUUGAAUUCACAUUAUUUGACAACUUGACCACAUGUAAAUCGAAACUAGACGUCUGACACCCAGUGUGCUGUUUGUUCUCCUUUUCGGUUUGUUUUCUUACAUUGUUAUUUGAACAGUAACUGUGAGGACAUUUUUAUUUGAAAAUAAAUAAAGAGAAAACAACUUGGCAUGGUAUUUCCACACCCUCACAUUAUGCAUCGCAUGUUUCAAGAGGUUGUUUUUCCUUCUUCCUGAACACAAUAUGCUGUUUAUUAUUAUGACAAGUCUCACCUAUUUUAUUUUCAUGCUGUUUCAUCUUGUCCUGUCUUUACUGUUUUCACCGGGACACUUCUGCUAGUUAAUAUAUGUCUUGGAGACUCUGUUACUAUAAACUGGGAUGGGGCCCUGGUCAAAUAUAGCGCACUAUACACCAAGUGUACAUAACAUUAAGAACACCUGCCUAAUUUUGAUUUGCCCCCCCUUUAACCCUCAGAACUGCCUCAAUUCGUUGUGGCAUGGACACUCCAAGGUAUCAAAAGCGUUCCACAGGGAUGCUGGCCCAUGUUGACUCCAAUUCUUCCCACAGUUUUUAAUCUUCUCAAACCGGUGUGACUGGCACCUACACCCAUACCGCACUUGAAUCUUUUGUCACCCUCUGAAUGGCACAGAUAAACAAUCCAUGUCUCAGUUGUCUCAAGGCUUAAAACUCCUUCUUUAAUCCGUCUUCUCCUCUUCAUCUACACUGAUUGAAGUGGAUUUAACAGGUGACAUCAAUAAGGGAUCAUAGCUUUGACCUGGAUUCACCUGGUCAGUGUAUGUGAUGGUAAGAGCUGGUCUUCCUAAUGCUUUGUACACUCAGUGUAUAUUGAAUAGUGUGUCAUUGGGGUCGCAGGUUUUUGUCUAUGAUAGAACUAUUUUUGCAAAAACUGAUGCUGUAUUCUAUAAAUAAAGCUACUCUGUAUUUUAA